This is a messenger RNA of Entrophospora sp. SA101, 972 nucleotides long. The record is from the annotation of a GenBank genome assembly. Lineage: Eukaryota; Fungi; Glomeromycota; Glomeromycetes; Entrophosporales; Entrophosporaceae.
GAAUUUGAUAUUUAUCUUCUUGAUGUUGAGAAAGAUUCCUUCGCCGGUGAAACGAUAGAAGAAAUUUAUACGAAGUUAGCACCUAUCGAACACGUGCUUAAAAGACCAGACACCUAUGUCGGUUCUGUUGAAGCUACAACAGAAAGACAAUGGAUAUACAACUACCAAGAAGAUAAACUAGAACAUAAAGAAAUCACUUACGUCCCGGCAUUUCUCAGAAUAUUCAAUGAAAUUCUCGUUAACGCCGUCGAUAAUAAGAUCAGAGACCCUUUGAUGAGCACAAUAAAAGUCAAGUUUGAUAAAGAAUCGAAAUUGAUUUCUGUAUACAAUAACGGCAAAGGCAUUCUGAUAGGAAUUCAUAAAGAGUUGAAUGUAUAUGUGCCAGAAAUGCUGUUUGGACAACUUAUGACAUCAUCAGAUCAUAGCAAUGGUAGAAAUGGACUUGGUGCGAAAUUCACAAACAUUUUCAGCACUCAGUUUACUGUAGAAACAACUGAUGCAACACAAAAAAAAAAAUACAUACAAUCAUUUUAUAAUAAUAUGUCAAAAAUCGAUGAACCGAUUAUCAGCAAUUACGAUGAUGAUGAAGAGGAACAUACUAUGAUAUCAUUUAUUCCAGACUUAAUGAGAUUUGGAAUGACUGAAUUAACUGAUGAUGUAAUUGCUUUGUUGAGUAAACGUGUGUAUGAUAUAGCUGAAGCAAUGAAAGAUACAGAGCCAAUGGAUGAGGAAGAUCACAAACUUGUGGAAAUGGCAUUUACCAAGAAAGACACAGAUGAACGGAAAACUUGGAUCAGUGAUAUCGAUGAAUUGAGCGAAUCCAACCUAAAUAUAGAAACAAAUCUUCAAAAAGGGAAUAAAACUACUUCUAAUAAAGAAAGAAAAAGAAAAUUAGUUGAUAUUGAUGUGGAGACAAGUGAACCAAGCAAUCAAUGUGGCAGAAAAAUUAAAAGAACAAAUUUCGGUAUCUGA